UAAGUUAUUUUUUGAUUUUAUUCUUCACAUAUUAAUAUCAAUGGAUUCGACUGAGACUCCUGAUAAUCAGCCUACAAAUUUUCAAAACAAGAUGUCUAAAAAAAAGAUGUCUAAAAAAGGAGGACGUCCAGCAUUACCUGUUUGGGAAAAUUUUAAAAAAAAUACACCAGAUAAGUUUGGUCAUUAUGGUGCUACUUCACCUGAUCAUAUUAUUACUUUUUAUCUUCGUAAAGUUGCUGAAAGAGGUGAAAAACUUUCAUUAGCCGAUGAUAGUGAAGAUGAU
Messenger RNA from Dentiscutata erythropus, 283 nucleotides. The record is from the annotation of a GenBank genome assembly. Lineage: Eukaryota; Fungi; Glomeromycota; Glomeromycetes; Diversisporales; Gigasporaceae.